Python bivittatus (Burmese python) is the source of this 4328-nucleotide messenger RNA. RefSeq lists its product as uncharacterized. Gene Ontology annotation, cellular component: nucleus. Lineage: Eukaryota; Metazoa; Chordata; Lepidosauria; Squamata; Pythonidae. Gene Ontology annotation, biological process: regulation of transcription by RNA polymerase II. The record is from RefSeq and is a predicted model, not a curated record. Gene Ontology annotation, molecular function: RNA polymerase II transcription regulatory region sequence-specific DNA binding; DNA-binding transcription factor activity, RNA polymerase II-specific.
AGAUAGGAGCAGACAUAGCUGAAGCCAGAGGAGAGCGCACCCCGAGUAGCUUUCCAUUGAGAAUUUGCUAAAAGCCAUUGAGAAGGUCGCUCAGAGGCAUCAGCAAAGUCUUGGGAGAAAAGCGAAUCUGCGUGGAGCGCUCUUUGUGUGAUUCCUCAUGCCUGAUUCAAGAGUGAAUUUAUAAACAAAAAAACCAGAUGUUUAUUUGCUAACCAGCCACUCCAAAUAAGAUACACGGGAAGGGUUGCGAACUUCUGUGUUCUCCUGAGAAGACAGCGGCAUGUGCGACCAACUUAAUCAAAUGCUGAUGUGCUUGCAACCUUUUUGUCUUCUCUUGUGAACUUCCUGUGAUCUCAGUAAAACAACUGUGGCUUGUGUUAGUUAAAGGAUUUCAAAGCAAGCUUUAUCUGUGGAAUAAGUGCAGUGAAGUCUUCAGUGUAAGCAUCUUAGAGGAAGGACUUUCGAACUACGUGGGGAAACAGACCAGCACCAACUAUGGAAGAACCACCUCUCGAAACGUUCACCUCCCCAAGAUCCAGAAGAUGCAAGAAAAAUGCAUGAAUGUACCUACUGCGGCAACAACAGCGCCCAGCUGGUGCUUCACAAGUGGAUCCACACAGAUUUGGCAAAAUGAUGUGUGUUUUUCUCUUCGGAGCAUUCCCUCCUCCUGGGGGAACCGAGAUGGUGUCGGCAGAACCCUUUCAGGCACCGCCGUUCUCGUUUGAAGAGGUGGCCGUGUACUUCACGGAGGAAGAGUGGACCCUGCUGGACGCAGAGCAGAGAGACCUGUACUGGGAUGUCAUGCAAGAGAACUACGAGAAUGUGGCUUCCCUGGCUGUUCCAAUCCCAAAACCUGAGUUGAUCUCUCGUCUGGAACGGGGAGAAGAGCCGUGGAUCCCUGCCCAAACAGCUUCAGAGGAGAAAAAAAUCCCCCUCAACCUUUAUGAAGGAAAUAACUUUCCUUUGACUUCCCCCACUAUCCCAGCAAGUGAGGUGAUCGUGAGGGAGAUCAAGGAAGAGAUUGCGGAACCUGAAGUUUUGGAUCCAGCGGAUCCUCAGUGGACUUUGCUGGGGGCGCCCCCGGAGAACACUUCCUUGGUGUCGGAGGGCCGGUGCGGCCUGCAGAGGCAGUGGGAGCUGCAGGCGGGGCAUGUCUGGCGGGAGCCCUCCAGGCACAUGAGGGUGGCCAAUUCCAAGCACAGCAUGUUCCACGUCGGGCGGAAGAAGCUCAUGUGCCCGGAAUGCGACCGGUGGUUUCACUGCAAGUCGGAAUUCUUGCUGCACUGGCGGACCCACACGGGCGAGAAGCCCUACGAGUGCCUGGCCUGCGGCAAGCGCUUCAUCCAGAGCUCCCACCUAAGUGCCCACCGGCGGAUCCACACGGGCGAGAAGCCCUACGAGUGCCCCCGGUGCGGGCGGAGCUUCAACCGGCGCUCCACCCUGACGGAGCACCUGAGGAUCCACACAGGGGAGAAGCCGUACAAGUGCCUCCAGUGCGGGGAGAGCUUCCGCUGGAGGCCGUACCUGACCAAGCACCAGAGGGUCCACCUGGGCAAUGCUGCCUACAGAGGCCUCAACAACAGGGAAGCCAUCUUUGAAGACUCAUCCCGUCCUGAGCCGCAGGGAAGACUCCCAGCAGGUGGCGCCAUCGAGAGUGGCACCCCAGACGCCAAUUCCCUGCGUGCUGCCUCCGCAUUGUCCAAACCACGCAGUGGGGUGAAGCCCGGCCCUGAGAUCUAUGGGCUCAGGCAAGGCUCAGGCGGGCCGCCGCUCAGGAGGCCCAUAAAGACUGAAUCAGAGCCUCUCCCCGGCGGGAACGACGUCACCGACGUGAGUCAGAUCAAGAUCGUUCAGGUCGAGAAGAAGCACGUGUGCCACGACUGCGGGAAAGCCUUCCAGUAUAAAUUCGAGUUGGUGAAGCACCACCGGACCCACACGGGGGAGAAGCCUUUCGAAUGCCUGGCCUGCGGGAAGCGGUUCUUCCAGAGCACGCACCUCAACGCCCACCUGCGCAUCCACACGGGGGAGAAGCCCUAUGAGUGCCCCCGGUGUGGGCGGAGCUUCAACCGGCGCUCCACCCUGACGGAGCACCUGAGGAUCCACACCGGGGAGAAGCCGUACAAGUGCCUCCAGUGCGGGGAGAGCUUCCGCUGGAGGCCGUACCUGACCAAGCACCAGAGGGUCCACCUGGGAGAGAGCACCUACAGAUACUUCGACAGCGGGGACGGCCUUUAUGACAGCUCUUCCUUCCCGGAGCAUCAGGAAGAAAGCCAACCAGAAUAUUUAACGUCCACCCCCAAUUUAAUCUCCCGCGUGGGGUCCCAACGAGAGCCGUGGCUGCCGUGGAUCCAGCAUUUGGAGGAAAAAGAGAACCGAGGGAGUCAUGGUGGAGGCAAGGAACGAGUUCAACCAUCUCCGGUCCUGUCUGAGGGAGAAGCUGAAGGACAGGAUUCACCCACAGGCCCUGCUCCCCCUUACAAUGGGACAGGAUCCAGUGACGCUUGUGACAACAUGACAGCGGAAGAUCUGGCGGAAAAUCCACCGCCGAGUGGCCUUGAGAUAAGAGAUGCCAGUCACGUGUUUCCAUGCAGCUCUGACGGAGAAGCUUCCCUACGGCCCGUGGUAGUUUCUAAAAGCAGGAACGCUUGAGGAAAGAACGGAAUGAAUCUGACAGCUUCGCAUACAGUCGUUCCUGUCCCCCAGCUCCUGAUUUCAUCUUUGGAGAAGGCGAGCAUGGCGAUGCAGAAGCAGCCCAGCGGUUGGAAGGCAACAGCCCCCAGUGCCAAACCCUUUUAUCCAGAAGAAAGAAAAAAGGGGGCCUUUAGAGUCCCAAGCCAUCUUGCAAUAUUUUCCCUUGAAAAAAACUCAAAAAGUCCAACGGUGUUCUUUCUUUGUCCUCCAGUAUUAAUGGCCAUUUACUCAUCCAAUAUUAUAACUCUGGGGGGCAGGGGGGGGGUGCCUUUAACCAGAUAAAAUAAUAUUUUAUUACUGUCAGAAAGACCAGCAUACCGACAUUUCUGAUAGAUGUUUCUCAGCAUAACAAAAUCAAGAUACCCCAAAUUUUUGUUCAGGUCUCUGCAUUCCUGGAGGUAAUAAUUUGCAUUUCCCAGCAUAUGACACACAGAAUAAGCAAGGACACAAAACAUAAUUUUGUGCCCUAAUUUUGAUCGGGUAGCAAUUAAUGUACCUAAAAUUCAGGCGCUCUCCCUGGCAAAUGUAAAAACAAUAUGAUAGGAGGAAGAGGAGUGUGGAGAAUAUGAUCCCCCAUUUCUGCUUUUCUUGUCCCAUUCACAAGGUGUCCUUAACGAAUAUAUUAAUACUUUGAGGUUCAUGUUGAUCUCUUUUUUUUAAUUGAUUAAUUCAGGAGUGUGUUUCAUAACCCAGGGAUACGCUAAUAUUUGUGGUCAGAGCUAAAACUUUUUAAAAGAGUAAAUUGCAAGAGAAGUCAGCUAUUAAGGUGUCAUUAAGAGCAAGGAUUUUAAGGUUAAGGAUGUGCUAGUGCCGUUUAAGCAAACAAAUCUGUCAAGACCUGGAUUGCACACACUGAAAAACAGGCUUGAUGGGUUUCUAGCCCUUAAGCCAUAGAGAGGGGGAUAACACAGGGUAACAUGUGGUCAGAAGAUGCACAUCCUGGCCCAGAGAGCUGUCUGCUUCCCACAGGGAGCAAGCAGGAAGAAAACGGAAUACAUUCUGCAAAAGAUGCAAGUAGAUAACAUUUGUCUGCCAUAACCGGGAUCCAGAAUUCAGCUGUUAGUGCGGAAUGUCACUUGACUGUGAAGAUCUUGAUUGUGAGGUUCAAAAAUCCUCCUCUUCUGACCCUGUGGGUGGAUUACCUCCACGCCCACCCUCCCCACCCCUGCUUUUGAACAUCUCCCCCUUUUAUUUCCUUCUUCCCCAAGGAGCUUCACUGUCACAUUUCACAAGGUCAAAAUCGCCUGCUUGUCAACCCCCUUGGACAUUCUCUCUUAGCAUUUCUUUCAUAACUCUGCUCCAACUGGGGACAGAACUGAGAGUGACCCUGCACUAAACUACUUCCUCACAGUGUUUCAGAGUAACACUGUAAAGUUACUUGGGAGUAACCCUAAUCCUGAAUUUUUCUUGGUGAGAUAACAGUUUGUGGUUGCCUUUUUCUGGGAUCUUUCCCAGCCUACAGCUCUGGCUCUCCUGGUGGUCUCCUGUCCAAAUACUAACAAGGCUCUACCCCGCUUAGCUUCUAAGCCCAGACAUUCAAACAGGGCUACCUGUCUGCACUCUACCUGCUACCUGCUGCACUUUGGCUAUUUUUCUACAAAGUAUCCAUUAUAGCAAGGUUCCUCAACCUCAGCAAC